AUGGAAGAGUUGAACUUUGACGUUAAUUCUCUUGCGAGUGAACUAAGUGGGUAUUUAGAAAAGCUAACUGAUGAGCAGAAAUUUGCAUACGAUCAAAUAAUUGGUGCUGUUAGCGGUAAUAUGGGUGGACGUUUCUUCUUAUAUGGUCAAGGUGGUUGUGGAAAAACAUUCUUAUGGUCAACUAUAUCAUGCUCAAUUAGGUCUAAAGGAGGUAUAGUUUUAAAUGUUGCUUCAAGUGGGAUUGAUGGACUUCUGUUGCCUAAUGGAAGAACUGCACAUUCAAGAGACAUCUUAAGGUGCUCAGAUUCGUAUAAUGCUCAUUUGCCAUUUGGAGGUAAAGUUGUUGUUCUCGGAAAAAAUUUUAGACAAAUUUUACCUGUCAUUCCAAGAGGCUCAAGGCAAGAUAUAAUUCAGUCUUCUAUUAAUUCUUCAUAUUUGUGGCAUAACUGCAAGGUUUUGAAGCUUACAAAAAAUAUGAGAUUGUCACUAGGUGAAAACAGCAACAUACAAGAACUCAAAAAUUUUGCAGAAUGGCUACUCAAAAUUGGUGAUGGUUUGGCUGGUAAUACAACAGAUGGUGAAUCGAUCGUUCAUAUACCAUCUGACAUUUUGGUUAAGAACUCUGAGACAGCUUUGGAUGACCUCGUUGAUUUUGUGUAUCCAGAUAAGUUAUCCAAUUUAUCCGUUGAAAAUUAUUUCAAGGAUAGAACAAUUCUUGCACCAAUUCUAAAUUGUGUCACUGAUGUCAAUAACAAGAUGACUGCAGGGUUACUGACAAACCCCAAUUUGACGUGCAACAUCAUGAUUGCUCUUCGAUAUUGGAUGUCGGAUAAAGGCAAAGCCAUAGCCACCACCUCUAAGAAGAGAAAACACUCUACCCCCUCCAUUCCUUCCAUUUACAAGAACUAUGCUAGGAAUCCAUUGCAGGACGAGGAUAAAGAGAAUCAACAGUUGCCUUCUACCAAUCCUGGCAAAUUCCCCAAUCUCUACUGUGAGCUUCGGUUCUCCAGAUAUCGAACCACGAAGCUAAAUAUUGAGAAGAAGUUGCUCCUACCUAAUGACGUGAGACGGCGCAUUAACGGUCGGAUCCUUGAAUUAGGUCUACCACCACACAAGUUGGUUGUGAAGGUUGGCGCUCCUGUUAUGUUGCUGCGAAAUAUAGACCAAACUAAUGGUUUGUGCAAUGGAACGAGAAUGCAAGUUUCAAAGAAGGGACAAACUCUAUCGAAAGUUGGAAUUUACCUUCCAAGACCAGUUUUCACCCACGGUCAAUUGUAUGUUGUGUUAUCAAGAGUAACGAGUAAAGAUGGUCUGCGAGUGCUAUUGCAAGAUCACGGACACUUGGAAGAUACUGCACGAUGA
Arachis ipaensis is the source of this 1362-nucleotide messenger RNA. The record is from RefSeq and is a predicted model, not a curated record. NCBI's taxonomy places the organism in Eukaryota, Viridiplantae, Streptophyta, Magnoliopsida, Fabales, Fabaceae.